UCCUGAGCCGUUGUUUGGGGGUGCUGCUAGCUCUCCAGGUGCAGCUAACCCCUCCUGUUCUCUGCUUUUCUGGACUAAACCUUCAAAUCGAGAUUUUUUUUCUGGAAGCUGGAGAUUCUUUGAAAGGUUUUUGAGGAAAUCAUAAUGAAAUUGGCAGGCAGGCUGACUUCAAACUAAAGGUAGAACCAACGUUUGAACACAAGAAACCAGAUUUAUGCAUUUUGAUGUUGCUGAAAAGCUAUGUGGGAACAUUUAGUGAGUGAUGUAAGCAGAGGAAACGGGGAAUGCAGACAUCCUUGCUGGGUUUAGGUUUUAUGUGGACGUGAUGCCCAGGCGGGGGUUACUGUUCCAAGGCCGGGUUCGCUGGCUCUUCCUGGGCCUCCUCCUGCUGCUGGUGUUGCUGCUCUUCAUGUACCUGCUGGAGUGCACUCCACCUGCAGACGUCAGCCUGGUCCUGCCUGGCUUAGCGGGGGAGACCUACGGGAAGGAGUACUACCAGGCUCUGCUGCAGGAACAUGAGGAGCGCCACCUUAGCCGUGCUUCCAGCCUCAAGCGGCAGAUUGCCCAGCUCAAGCAGGAGCUCCAGGAGAUGAGUGAGAAGCUGAAGCUGAUGCAGGAGAAGAAGGAGCCUCCGGGGGUGCAGGGUCUGGGGGAGAACAAAGACCAAGAGCCAGGAGACCUGCUGGAGUACCUGCACUCUCAGAUCGACAAGGCUGAGGUCAACACGGGAGCACGCCUGCCAAGCGAGUACGCUCUGGUGCCCUUUGAGAGUUUCACCUCGUCUAAGGUCUACCAGCUGGAGAUGGGACUGACGCGGCACCCGGAGGAGAAGCCGGUCCGCAAAGACCGCAGGGAUGAGCUGGUGGAGGUCAUUGAGGCUGCGCUGGACAUCAUCAACAACCCUGAUGAGGAGGAUGGUGUGGAGGAGGACAUGGCCAUGCAGAGGAAGACCUACACAGACGGUCACUUCACAGAAGGAUUGUACAGGACGGAGCGAGAUAAAGGGACGCUUUACGAGCUGUUUUUCUCCAAGGAGGAUUCCAGCAGUUUCCGCCACGUCACGCUCUUCCGGCCGUUCGGUCCCGUCAUGAAAGUCAGGAGCACAUCCGUGGAAACUUCAGGAAUGACCAUCAACAUCAUUGUGCCUCUGGCGGGCAGAGUUGAAACUUUCUCACAGUUCUUGCACAACUUCAGAGAGGUGUGCGUGCAACAGGACAGACAGGUUCAUCUCACGGUGGUUUAUUUUGGCCACGAAGGUCUGCAGGAGGUCCGAUCAUCUUUGGACAAAAUGUCGAGGGAGGAGAGUUUCUCCAAUUACACCCUCAUCCCGGUGGACGAGGAGUUCUCCCGAGGUCGAGGCUUGGAUAUCGGAGCCCACACGUGGAACAAAGGCGACGUGCUGAUGUUUUUCUGUGACGUAGAUAUUCGCUUUACGUUGGACUUCCUUAACACCUGUCGUCUGCACACUGCACCAAACAAGAAAGUAUUUUACCCGGUGGUGUUCAGCCUGUAUAAUCCUGCCAUCGUUUAUGGAAGUUUGGAGCUGGCUCCGCCUAUUGAACUCCAGUUGAUUCACAAAAAAGAUGCUGGAUUUUGGAGAGACUUUGGAUUUGGGAUGACGUGUCAGUAUCGCUCAGAUUUCCUGAAUAUUGGGGGGUUUGAUCUGGAGGUCAAAGGUUGGGGUGUGGAAGACGUCCACUUGUACAGGAAGUAUCUCCGGAGCGACCUGAUCGUGACCCGGACUCCGGUGUCCAGUCUGUUCCACCUGUGGCACGAGAAGCGAUGUGCGGACGAGCUGACGCCGGAGCAGUACCGCAUGUGCAUCCAGUCCAAAGCCAUGAACGAGGCCUCCCACUCUCACCUGGGAAUGCUGGUUUUCCGAGAGGAGAUCGAGACUCAUCUCCGCAAGCAGGCCUUCAAGACUCAGAGCAAAACCGAGGACUGAGGCAGCUGCUGGCGUGAAGGCGCCACCGUGAGAACAUGUUUGCACGGAUCCCGCUGCGUUUUGCUGCACAGCUGUAGACGAGUGAAUGUACGAAAAUGAGGAACGUGAAACUUUGUUAGAACCAAUUUUUGCUGCAGACAUGAUCCAGUUAGCUGUUUAAAUUGAAGGAAGAUUUAGAAAUGAAAGAAACCAGUCUUGUUCCUUAAAGCAUGCAGGUUUUAACCGUGGGAACACCGGUGCUGGUUUCUUCAACGGUUAAAAAUGUGAACUUGAUGCCAGAAUCUCAGCUGUUUGGGAGGAUGUUCACUUCCAGAAGGGUGUCAGUGUCGGGACGGGCUUUUCAAAUUCUAGCCGAGGUAUUUAUCGAGUGGAAGAAUGAAGAGAAGUAGCAGUUUGUCCACUGAUGGGUCUUUCGUUUGCGUGAAACUGGAGGUUUUCUUGGGACGUGUUUUGUUCCGUCAAGUGAUUUUUAUAAAGGGAGACUUGUGCGGUUUUUGUGACGUCAUUAGGUCAUUUUUAUUCCGUUUCAUGACUUUGUGAGUUUAACAGGAAAAAUGUUGAAAUAGUUUAGAAAGCUGAAGCAACGGUCAGCUUAUAGCAUGCAGUGCUAACAUAGCUAAUAACACCUAUGCCCAGAGAGCAUCGCCCUCAGAAGUAUUCUCCUGAAAGCCGGUGUUCCAGUCACACUUGUAAAUAGUAAAUAAUGCUUCUUGCGUUACGUUGAAGUCUCUAAAGUGACAUGUUGACUAGGACGUUAAAAGGUGACUUGUUUUCUGACAAAUACGGCAUCACUGUUGUGUACAAUCUGUUUUAUUUGCGAAUUCUCCCGCUUUUGUACAGUGUGUUGAGGUCCGCCAGCUCUACUGGCAAAAAACACGUCUUCCUCUCAGCAAUAUGCAGAAAUCAAAGCUGGCUCAGAAAAACAAGCAAGGAGAUGAUUUAUUAUGACAUUCUGGCCAUAAAUAAAGAGACUCUUCCUAUGCUGUUAGUUCCAGUAACCUUUGAUCUGCUGAUAACUUUUAUAAACUUGACAGGUUCUAUGUUUUAGCUACAAAAUGAAAUCUCAACUCGCUCAUUUCUUACUUCAACACCAAUUGUAUAAUUCAUCUGUGCACACAGAACUAGUCCCUAGAUGAUGAAAAUCGGUGGAAACAUGACUCGUGCGUUAAUGAGCCAUCUGUUCCGGAUGGAUCCCCAUCGUUUUGUAGAUUUCUUUAAGAAUAAGAAGAGUCGUGUCUUCAGAUUGCCUAGAAAACAAACAAAACAGGAAUCAGCAGCGGGACUGCAGAAGCACGCAACACCCGAUUCUUCAAAGGCAAACAGGAGGAAAGAUCAUUUCCAUCCCAGUAAACGACACUUCAUCUGCACCAGAGUUUAAACGUCUGCAUAGUCACCAAAAGAAAGAUGUGUACCAGUAGCAGAGGUGACUCUGAAGGGCGAACAGAUACUCGUUGAAGCUCUCGAUGGGCUUCUCCUGCAGCACGUAGUCGAUCCGAUUCCCUCCAUUUAACAUCCCAAUCUUCACCUGAGGCUCCUCUUCUUUGGGAGGCUCGUGGAUUUCUUGGAUUUUAUGCUCUACAGCGAGAGAGAGAGUUUGUAAACCCACAAAACUAAAGAGUCUCGGAUCUCGGGGAAACUCACCCUCUUGCACGUGCUUCUCCUCCUCUGCGAUUUGAUUGGCCACGAUGGCCAACUCUGCCUGCAGAGCGGACGAGGUGUGAGCCCGGGCGAACUCGUUGAGCGUCUGCCAGGCGCUCCUCAGGGAGCUGAUGAAACCCUGCUUCAAGUCUGAGCCCAUUCUGGAGAGACUCUCCUUCAGCUCUGAAACAACAAAGGUUCAGAAAAUGUCUUUUUCUCCAGAAAACAAAGAUCGGACACUUCCUACCGAGGUGAAGCCUCUUCCUUCCUUUGUGGUGUGGGAUCAAAACAGGCUUCAGGUCCAGGUCUGGCACUAUCAGGGGCUCGAUCCUGUACGCCACCGGAUCCAGCUAAAACAGAUGAUUAAUGGUGGAUGAAGUGAGUCGGCGUCCGCCAGCUUCAAAUUUGACUUUUUAGCUAGAUGGUAUCGUUCUGUUAGAAACACUAAAUCAGAGCAGAGUUCAAACAGCAGCAGAACUAACGCUAAACCAGAUACACACCGGAUGGUAGAUGUUGAAAAACCCCUUGCAUGUGGGCAGCUGGUAGGUCUCCUCGAUCUUCUCCAGCCCACGGACCGUCAGAAACAUGCCGAUGGGAGAACCCAAAGCAAAGAAACUGUCUGGCUUGAAAUCCAGUGAACGGUAGGCCACUGAAACCUGCACAGAGGGAAACGAGGAACAUCAACGUUCAAUAAAAGGUUUGGCAAAAAUCUCAAACUACCAGAUAUCCUUCCAUCCAUUUUCCUCCUUAUCUGGAGCCGGGUUGCGGCCUAAGCAGAGAGGCCCGGACCUCCCAGUCCCCAGCCAACUGGGCCAGCUCUUCCGGUGGAAUCCCAAGGUGUUUCCUGGGCAGCUUAGAGACACACGGUCCCUCCAGCUGUGCUUUUAGAUCUGCUCCCGGUUGGACGUGGUGAUGGAGAGAUGAAGUUUCCAUCCAACUGGUCGACUCUUGAUUCGAGGCACCGUGAUGAUUCAUUUGCUCUAUGGCGCCAUCACGUGGACGAUUCAAGUAAAACUUUAAACUGACUAAAUAAAUGCUUAUGAUGGAAAUAUAUUCUUAAUAUCGUCUUUAACGGUCCUUUUAAUAUACUCUCUGGUCCAAAAGAGAAAGGGAAGGGUUUCCAAAGCACAAUGUGGGGAUCAGCAGUGUUUGGCUGCCCCUUCGGCGCAAACCGGCGAGCCAGUUCCUGAAUCGGUCACGUGGUACGGACUGCAAACGAGGCCUCAAACGUCACUGCUUACGUAAUCAACACAAGCCUCGAUGCGUGCUUCACAAAAAAUCUUCCUGAAUACCCGACACACGCUUGGAAGCCUCGACACAUCAGACACAUCACUAGUUAGACGUGCCCAGAAAACCUCACCAGGGAGGCGUCCGGACCAGAUGCCGGAGCCACCUCAACUGGCUCCUCUUGACGUGGAGGAGCAGCGGGUCUACUCUAAGCUUCUUCCGGAUGACCGAGAUUCUCACCAUCUGCAAGGGAGAGCCCAGCCACCCUGUGGAGGAAACUCAUUACAGCCGCUUGUACCCGCAGUCUCGUUCUUUUGGUCACCACCCAAAGCUCAUGACCAUAGGUGAGGGUAGGAACGUAGAACGUAGCCUUCCGGCUCAGCUCUCUCUCCACCACAAAAGACCGGUACAACACCCGCAUCACUGCAGACGCUGCACCGAUCUGUGUCGAUCCCCCACUCCAUCUUUCUUUUAUCUGUCAAGAAGACCCUGGGAUGCUUGAAGUGCUCCACUUGAGGCAGAAGCUCGUCCCUAACCCAGAGAAAUCUAUGACAGUCUUCCUCUGUACUGUGAUAACCCAAUUUGUUUUGCUAAGCCCGCCCCCCCAUCCCAUAGAGCCCCAUGUCAUUUUACUUGACCACCAUUCAGCAUUAACCAAUAGCAUUAGACAUCAGCUGACAGAUGUCAAUCACAAGCAUGUGUGCACGUCUGCAAAGGUGCCUUGUUUAAGCGUCGUCGUCAAGCCGUUUACAAUGAUGCGGCGAAUCACAGAGAGGCUAAAACCGCCACAGAACAUCCUGACUGCCUGCUUCUACUUGAGGACAGGAAAAAGUAAAGAAAAGACCACGGACUACAUUUGCUGAAAAGUGCCUGAACGAUCAACUUGAACAUUUUUUUUGGACGCUGGGUGGUGCCCUCAGAAAAAAACUCUGGAUUUCUGCUUUGACACAUCAAAGUACAGAGGAAGACCAUCGUUUGCCGGACAAAAGCUCAUUUCUCUCAUCCGAUUUAGUUUUCUCUCAGAAUUUACUCGCUUCACACACGAUCAAAGUUUACCGGCAACACGAGAAAUAAAUGACAAGACGUAGAAAAAUGUGUUUGUUUCUAGGGCAUCACGCACCCACACCAACGAUCUAAAGUUGUCUUACCUGUCCAGUACCAACUUCAAAAUAAUUGUAGUCGACGUGAAUGGAGGAGACGGUAUUCCCCACGGGAAGCUUCUUGGUGGUCGGAUCAGCAGCUGGUGGAGGCGCCACAACAACCUGACUGUCCUCUUUGGCUUUCUUCUCCUGAGCUGCAGCCUGUAGAAGCCAUAAAAAUAAUGAAUCAAGCAUGUGGCUCGUCGCCCGUUUCAUCAAAGGUACGGAAACAAACUCGCCUGUCGAUUCAGUCUUUCUUUAACAAACUUGGCUAUUUUCUUCCUGGGACCCAGUGGGAUGCCCAUCUCCUUCAGGUCCUCCACCGUGCACAUGAG
This is a messenger RNA of Nothobranchius furzeri (turquoise killifish), 6284 nucleotides long. RefSeq names its product chondroitin sulfate N-acetylgalactosaminyltransferase 2 (gene csgalnact2). Gene Ontology annotation, cellular component: Golgi cisterna membrane. Gene Ontology annotation, molecular function: glucuronosyl-N-acetylgalactosaminyl-proteoglycan 4-beta-N-acetylgalactosaminyltransferase activity. The record is from RefSeq and is a predicted model, not a curated record. NCBI's taxonomy places the organism in Eukaryota, Metazoa, Chordata, Actinopteri, Cyprinodontiformes, Nothobranchiidae.